AUGUUUGCUCAAGACCCAUUAGAAGAGAUUAACCUCAGAGAUGGACCCACAAAAAGAGUUACAUACUUCAGUGCUAAACUGGAUCCCAAGAUGAAAAGCAGGUAUGUCGAAUGGAUUGCAAAUAUAGUACCAGUUAUUAAGAAAAAUGGUUCCUUAAGAGUGUGUAUAGAUUUUCGUGAUCUGAAUGCAGCAACUCUUAAGGAUGAAUACCCAAUUCUUGUAGCAGAAAUGCCAGUAGGCUCGGCUGCAGGAUAUGAAUAUCUUAGCAUGCUCGACGACUAUUCCGGGUAUAAUAAAAUUUUCAUUGCAGAAGAGGAUGUUUCUAUAACAGCCUUUCGAUGUCCAGGGGUUUAUAUAAAUAACAUAGUAAUAAAAUCUAUAUCAGGCGGAGAUCAUCUAACCCAUCUCAGCCAAUCAUUCGAAAGAAUGAGAAAACAUGGUUUGAAGAUGAAUCCUCUUAAGUGUGCAUUUUGUGUGCAGGAUGGAGACUUUAUGGGCUUUGUGGUCCACAAAAAGGGGAUAGAGAUUAAUCAGAAUAAAACAAAGGCUAUCAUGGAGACCAAAGCACCAUCAACUAAGAAAGAAUUGCAAUCUUUGUUAGGGAAGAUAAAUUUCCUUAGGAGAUUUAUUUCAAAUUUAAGUGGUCGAAUUCAAGCCUUCUUCCCUCUUUUGCAUCUGAAACAUGGAAGUUUCGAAUGGACAAAUGAACACCAAGAGGCAUUCGAAAAGAUAAAGCAGUAUCUAAUGAAUCCGCCUAUCUUGUCACCACCAAGUGGAAAGAAGCCUAUGAGACUCUAUGAAGGGGCAAGUAGUCUCAGAUUUUAUAGUGGAUCACGCAGUGGUCGAAAUCCUCGACUCCUAGUUGAGUUGAAGCCUUGGAGAUUGUUCUUCGAUGGUUCCACCCAUAAAGAUGGUAGUGGAUUUGGGAUUCUACUAAUUUCUCCUGAUGGAAUUCCAACAAAACUCAAGUAUAGAAUCGAAGAGCCCUUGUGCUCAAACAAUGAGGCGGAAUAUGAAGCCUUAAUAGCAGGGCUUGAAGCCUUGUUGGAACUGGGGGCAACUAGGGUUGAAAUAAAAUACAUAAAGCAUGUCCCCAGAAUUAAAAAUCAAGAGGCUAAUGAUUUAGCACAAAUAGCUUCAGGAUAUAAAAUCUCAAGGGAGAAGUUAAAGGAAUUGGUCGAAGUAAGAGGAAAAGAAAUGACAACCAAAUUGUCUCCAAGUGAUUUGGAAAGAAAUCGUUUAGGUUAUGCUAACAAAGAGGAAUUCAAAGUGUUGGCUAUUGAUACUUUAACAAGCACAUAUUGGAGAACUCCAAUUAUAGAGUAUCUUAAAGAUCCUUUAGUGAACACAGAUAGAAAAACCAAAUAUAGAGCUUUGUCUUGCAUGUUGAUGGGAAAUGAAUUAUUCAAGAAAACUCCUGAAGGCAUUUUAUUAAAAUGCUUGGGCGAAAAUGAAGCGUAUUUGGCAUUACCUAGUGUUCAUAGUGGAACAUGUGGGGCACAUCAAGCAGGCCAUAAAAUGAAAUGGUUACUUUUCAGAUACGGGAUAUAUUGGCCUACCAUGCUAAAGGAUUGUAUAGAGUUCGCUAAAGGCUGUCAAGAAUGUCAAAUACAUGCAGGAAUCUAA
This is a messenger RNA of Vicia villosa (hairy vetch), 1626 nucleotides long. RefSeq lists its product as uncharacterized. Bases 1 to 1626 code for a protein of 541 amino acids. The transcript is spliced from 5 exons. The record is from RefSeq and is a predicted model, not a curated record. Gene Ontology annotation, molecular function: nucleic acid binding. Lineage: Eukaryota; Viridiplantae; Streptophyta; Magnoliopsida; Fabales; Fabaceae.